AUGGGGCCUGCUCUCAAAUUCCGCAAGACCCCCAAGGUUGAAGAGGUCAAUUUUGACCCGGCAGCCCGCGAAGAAUUCCUGACUGGGUUCCGGAAACGCAAGCAGCAGCGCAUCAAACAUGCGCAAGAGAUUGCAGCGAAGAGAGCAAAGGAAGAGAAACGAAUCGACCGUCAGAAGAUCCGCGAAGAACGAGCAGCCGAAUUUCAACGGGCGAUAGAGGAGCAUAAACGACAGCUCAAACUGUUGAAAGCAGAGGACACCAGCGACAACGAUGAUAACAAUUCGGGCUCAGAUGAAGAGAGCGACGAUGAAUGGCAGGGGUUUGAGGAACCGCCGGCGGUUGACUACGAGGCCGAAUACAUUGACGAAGACAAAUACACGACGGUCACAGUGGAAGAGAUAGACUCUUCAAGAGAGGGGCUACGAAAGUCGAUACUGGGAGAAGACUCCGACGAAGAGAACAAGGCCAAAGCUGAGGCGGCGGCGAAACGUCGGGCGGAAGAAGAAGCCGAAGCUGCUCGCUUACUCAAAAAGAGAAAGGCCACCACGGAUAAGCCUAAGAAAAAGAAGAAGCAGUUCCGCUACGAGAGCAAACAGGAUCGCAAACUUGCGGCAGCGAAACAGCGCCUGUCAAAAGCGAAAAAGGCCAAGGCGCGGCGGGAGAAAUGA
Molecule: messenger RNA, 669 nt
Organism: Penicillium oxalicum
Lineage: Eukaryota; Fungi; Ascomycota; Eurotiomycetes; Eurotiales; Aspergillaceae
Product: rRNA-processing protein RRP17
Exons: 2
Coding region: 1-669 (222 amino acids)
Cellular component (GO): nucleolus
Molecular function (GO): RNA binding
Source: RefSeq, a predicted model, not a curated record